This is a messenger RNA of Cuscuta campestris, 1126 nucleotides long. The record is from the annotation of a GenBank genome assembly. Lineage: Eukaryota; Viridiplantae; Streptophyta; Magnoliopsida; Solanales; Convolvulaceae.
UAAUAUUAUUUCUUAGGGAAUUAAAUUAUAUUAAACCCUUAGCAGGUAAAUAUAAGUAAUAUAUUCCCUUUAUUCACACAUCUAUAUACCUGGCUUGGGGUUUUUUAAAGGAGUGUUUAAAAUAAAAUAAAAUGGAAGGGAAAGAGAGUUUGCCGCCGGGUUUUAGGUUUCACCCGACGGACGAAGAGCUGGUGACGUUUUAUCUUGGGAACAAGUUGAGAUCAGAAGAAGAAGAAGAAGAUGGUUUCACAACUAGGGCUAUUGCAGAUGUUGAUCUCAACAAGGGAAGGGCUCCUAGAGGUGAAAAGACCAAUUGGGUCAUGCAUGAAUUUAGGACCACCUACCCCAACUCCUCCUCUAAUUAUAGGACAACUUUUAACAAGCAUGAUGAAUGGGUAGUUUGUCGUGUUUUCAAGAAGAGCGGCGCUGCCGCAGCAAUCAAGAAGCACCCGCCGUCGUCCAACCACGCCUAUGCCGCCGAGGUCGGUUCGUCGCAGGCAAUGGACCCGGUCUAUCGCGGAGGCUUCCACUUUAGCGCCGCCACCGGAAAAAACUACAUCGCGCCCUGCAGUGGCGGAUCCAGAAACUUAGACAACAUGCAAGAGCUGAACACGGCCUUCCGAGGCGGUGGCAUUGGUCCCGCCGCUUCAACCGGCGCAAGCUACCUCCCGAUCUAUCCCGUGGGCCCCACUGAGAGAUCGGAAGGUAGCUUCACUACUCUUUCCAGUGUGAGCCUGAACCUCGAGGGCGGGGGCAGCUGCAGUGGCGGCCCCACACCUGCCGAGUCUCAAGCAAUUCUCCCACCAAUGCUGCUGCCAGUUACGACGUCUCAGCUCGAGGCGGUGACCGAUGGUUGCGUCAUCGCAUGCGACGACGAUGGGGACGACCGGUACGCCGGAGUAGACUGCCUGAACAGUACUCCUAAUGACUUUGAUAGCUAUUGGCCUACAUAUUGAUAUGAUCUUUAUAUAUACUCAUACUGUUUAGAAAAAGAAUGUGAAUAGAUCAAUUUUGAAAUUUUAAUUUUUUACUAUUGUAAUUUUAAAGUUUACGUAUGAAAUAUUGACUCUCACACUUAUUUUUCAGAGGCUCGAUCACAAAUUCACAAUCAAAUCUCUUUCAUUUU